This is a messenger RNA of Salvelinus namaycush (lake trout), 8195 nucleotides long. RefSeq names its product rapamycin-insensitive companion of mTOR-like. The coding region runs from base 2 to 5173 and encodes 1723 amino acids. The record is from RefSeq and is a predicted model, not a curated record. Gene Ontology annotation, cellular component: TORC2 complex. Gene Ontology annotation, molecular function: protein serine/threonine kinase activator activity. Gene Ontology annotation, biological process: positive regulation of phosphatidylinositol 3-kinase/protein kinase B signal transduction; TORC2 signaling. The transcript is spliced from 37 exons. Lineage: Eukaryota; Metazoa; Chordata; Actinopteri; Salmoniformes; Salmonidae.
GAUGGCGGUCAGCAUCCGAGGCCGUCCGAGCCGAAGCAUUCGGAUGCGAGGUCGGAAUGACAGUGGGGAGGAAAAUGUACCACUCGAUCUUUCCAGAGAUCCUUCAGACAACCUUCGGGAAAUUCUACAGAAUGUUGCCAAGCAACAAGGAGUCUCCAACAUGCGCAAACUCGGUCACCUGAACAACUUCAUAAAGCUUCUCUGCAAGGUAGGCCACUCAGAAGAGAAGCUUGGGUUUACACAUGAAGAGAUCAUCAUUUGUCUCCGGUUAGCGCUGUUGAACGAGGCUAAGGAAGUGCGAGCUGCAGGGCUGAGGGCUCUACGCUACCUGGUCAGAGACAGCACUAUUCUCCAGAAGGUCCUCCGUCUUCAGGUGGACUACCUGAUCGCCAGGUGCAUAGACAUCCAGCAAAGCAAUGAGGUGGAGAGGACACAGGCUCUCAGGCUGGUGCGAAAGAUGAUCACUGUGAAUGCACUGCUCUUCCCCUCAUCUGUCACCAACUCCCUCAUUGCCGUGGGCAACGAUGGGCUACAGGAGCGAGACCGCAUGGUUCGUGCCUGUAUCGCCAUCAUCUGUGAACUUGCUGUGAAGAACCCUGUGGUGGUGGCCCAGAGGCGUGGUCUCAGCACCAUUCUGAAGAACGUGAUCGACUGUCAGCUGAGCCGCAUCAACGAGGCACUCAUCACUACCAUCCUACACCUCCUCAACCACCCACACACACGCCAGUAUGUGCACUCGGAUGUGGAGCUCGAGCAAAUCCUGGCCCCUUACACUGACUUCCACUACAGACACAAUGCAGACACGGCAGAGGGGCAGCUCAAGGAAGACAGGGAGGCUCGUUUCCUGGCUAGUAAAAUGUCCAUAGUUGCUUCCUUUCGCUCCUGGUCAGGCAUCAUUAACCUGUGCAAGUCAGGCAACUCUGGAAUCCAGUCUCUUAUUGGCCUGCUCUGUAUACCAAAUAUGGAAGUAAGGAAAGGCUUAUUAGAGGUGAUAUAUGAUAUAUUUCGGCUCCCCGUGCCAGUUGUGACUGCAGACUUUAUUGAAGCACUUAUCAGUGUGGACCCUAGCAGGUUCCAAGACAAUUGGAGGUUAUCAGAUGGCUUUGUGGCUUCUGAAGCAAAAGUUAUCCUUCCACAUCGAGCUCGAUCAAGGCCUGACUUAAUGGAUAAUUACCUGGCGUUGGUACUGUCUGCCUUCAUCAAGAGUGGCCUUCUUGAGGGUCUCGUUGAGGUUAUCACAAGCACUGAUGACCCCAUCUCUGUGCGAGCCACCAUUCUACUGGGAGAACUGCUUCACAUGGCCAACACCAUCCUCCCCCACUCCCAUAGCCACCACCUGCACUGUCUGCCCACACUCAUCAACAAGGCUGCCUCCUUCGACAUCGCCCAGGAGAAGAGACUACGGGCGAGUGCAGCGGUCAACUACCUGAAACGUUUCCACGAGAAGAAGAAGAGAGGACCCAAACCCAACAGCCUGUACCUGGACCACAUCAUCCGCAAAUCGAAGGCUUCUCACUACUGUAGAGAUCAGCACUUUAGACCACAGAGAGAUAUCUUUGUCAUUAAGGACACUGAGGAUGCUCUUAUGAUGAACCUGAGAGACAGCCACAUCCUCAACCACAAAGAGAACCUGGACUGGAACUGGGUUCUCAUUGCAACAGUAUUGAAGUGGCCAAACGUUAACCUGCGGAGCAAUAAAGAUGAACAAAUGCACAGGUUUGUACGCAGGCUGCUAUUCUUCUAUAAGCCCAGCAGUAAGCUGUACGCCAGCCUGGAGCUGGACCACAGUAAGGCCAGGCAGCUCACUGUGGUGGGAUGUCAGUUCAUCGAGUUCCUCCUGGAGUCUGAGGAGGAUGGGCAGGCAUACCUGGAGGACCUGGUGAAGGACAUAGUCCAAUGGCUCUCCUCUUCCUCGGGGCUCAAGCCUGACCGCGGUCUCCAGAGCAACGGGUUGCUCACCACUCUCAGCCAGCACUACUUCCUGUUCCUGGGCACUCUUUCCUCACACCCGCACGGUGUCAAGAUGCUGGAGAAGUGCAGUGUCUUCCAGUGCCUGUUGAACAUCUGUACUCUGAAAAAUCAGGACCACCUGCUGAAACUCACUGUCUCCAUACUGGACUACAGCCGUGAUGGGCUGUCCAGGGUCAUCCUGUCCAAGAUCCUCACUGCUGCCACUGACAACUGCAGGUUGUAUGCCACUAAACACCUGCGGGUGUUGCUUCGUGCCAAUGUGGAGUUCUUCAGUAACUGGGGCAUCGAGCUGCUGGUCACCCAGCUCCACGACCGCAACAAGACCAUCUCCAUGGAGGCGUUGGACAUACUGGACGAGGCCUGUGAGGACAAGGCAAACCUCCAUGCUCUGAUCCAGAUGAAGCCAGCUCUCACACACCUGGGGGACAAGGGUGUCCUGCUGCUGCUACGGUUCUUGUCCAUUCCAAAAGGCUUCUCCUACCUAAGUGAGAGGGGUUACGUCACCAAGCAGCUAGAAAAAUGGCAGAAGGACUAUAACCUGAAGUAUGUGGACAUGAUAGAGGAGCAGCUUAACGAGGCUCUCACCACGUACCGCAAACCUGUCGAUGGAGACAACUAUGUACGCCGAAGCAACCAAAGGUUACAGAGGCCAAAUGUUUAUCUUCCUGUUCAUCUGUAUGGCCAGCUUGUCCAUGAUAAGACAGGCUGCCAUCUACUGGAAGUCCAGAAUGUGGUUCCUGACCUAAGCUACACUGUCCGUUCCCCAAUGCUGGACAAGUGGGAGGGCAUCAAACAGCUAAAGGCAGCACUUUGGGCCUUGGGUAACAUAGGGUCAUCAAACUGGGGGUUGAACCUCUUACAGGAGGAGGGGGUGAUCCCUGACAUAGUGGUUCUGGCCCAGCACUGUGAGGUUCUCUCCAUCAGGGGGACGUGUCUGUACGUGUUGGGGCUGAUCUCAAAGACACGUCAGGGCUGUGACAUGCUGAAGCAGCACGGCUGGGACGCUGUAAGACACAGCCGGCGGACGCUGUGGCCCGUUGUCCCAGACGACAUGGAGCCCCCCCCCAACCCGCCCAGCCUGCUGUCCUCUGUCCCCUCCACCCUCAGCCUCGCCUCUGACUCCACCAGCUCUAGACACAACAGUGAGAGUGACUCCACACAGCCCAGUAUGUACAUCAUGGACGAUGAGCGGCUGGAGAACUGUGACCUGUCGGACGAUCCUCCCAUGUACAUGAGACCCAAGUACAAGGACCGCAGCCCCUUCACCCUCCUGGCUUCCAGCCACUUCCGCAACCGCCUCCUCCACUCUCUGUCGCUCUCCGGGAAGAUGCUGCGCAGCACCAGCGACCCCAAGGGCACCACCAGGGACCACGGAGGAGGGAUGGAAGAGGAGCAGGGGCGCAAACGCACCGUCACUGAACCCAGCUAUACCUUUGGAUCUUCAGAUGUCUUCCCAAUCUAUAAUGACGGCCACCUGCCCAAAAGCCCCUCUGCCAACCUGGGCAGCAAGACCUCUGAAAACCAGGGCAGCACCCCCAGCUUCGGUGAAGGAGAUGGGGAGGGGAGGCUGCCAGGCCGGUCAGUGGGGGUAGGAGGGUCAGGGGUGGGGGAGAACCAGAGAGAGCAGACUAGCCGGGAACGCCUGGCCGGGGAUGGCCCGUCCGGAGGGGGCGGGGGGGCUCAGUUUAAAUCGCGCAGUCAGAGCUUCAACACGGACACAACCACCAGCGGCAUCAGCUCUAUGAGCUCCAGCCCCUCCAGGGAGACCCUGCCCUCCACCAUCGACACGGACGGUGUCAGCCUCAACAGUGUGAUCAGCGCCCAGACCAUCCAGACCCUGACCUCCCUCACCCCCCAGCCCCACACUGCCCACCUCUCCUCCCUGUCCAAAUCUAGCUCUGCCUCCUUGGUGCCCCCCGGCUCCUCCCACACCCUCCCCCGCCGCGCCCAGUCCCUCAAGUCACCUUCGUUGACCACCCUGAGCGGCCUGACGGACUGCAGCCUCAUGUACUCAAACUCCCGCGACGCGCUGGGCUACGCCACACUGAAGUACGCCACUUCCUGUGACACGUACGCCAGUCAGCGUGAUGCGCUGGGCUACGCUACUCUGAAGAGGCUGCAGCAGCAGAGGAUCCACUCGUCCCUGUCCCACAGCGAGGCUCUGGCCUCCCCAGCCAAAGACGUGCUCUUCACUGAUACCAUCACCAUGAAGACAGGCAGCCUGGAUUCCAGACUCACCCCACGGCGGUUCCUGAAGGCUCUGAGUUUUGCCUCCCUGGACAAGGAGGAUCUGCUGAGCCCCAUCAGCCAGAACACUCUGCAGCGGUCCUCCUCAGUGAGAUCCAUGGUGUCCAGCGCCACCUACGGCAGCUCUGAUGACUUCAUCGGCCUGGCGCUGCCUGUGGACAUUAACAACAUGUUCCAGAUAAAAGAAACACCAUAUUUCCUGAAGAGGACCAGCCCUCCCUCUGAGGACAGAUCUGCCAAAUUCUUCUCUGGAGACUCAGAUGGCCCCAGCCCUCACUCCAGGCAUGCAGUGCUUCGCUCCCAGCUGAGCAUCACAGAGCUGAUGGGGGUGAGCCGGGCGGAGCAGCAGAAGUUGCUGGGCUCAGAGGAGACUGGUUUACAAGAACACAACGAUGACAACUGCCUCUACUGCACUGGGCUCUCUGUGCUCGGCUUCAGCGCUUCCAAUAGCAGCCCAGACUUGACAGAGGAACCCCCUUUCUCAGAAUGGUGCGGUCCGCCUGUGCAGAACCACCUGGAGGUCAUGGGCCAAACCAAACUGUCAGGGGUGUCCGGGUGCAGUGAUGCUGUGUCUCAGGGCUCCCCAGGAAGCACCCGCAGCACUGAACUGAUUUUGGGAGUGAAGUCCAUCCCAGAGGAAUCUCCGGCCGGCAGGGUUCUCCUCAGGAAGGAGGUCCUGCGUCUCGUGGUCAACCUCAGCUCCUCAGUGGGGAUCAAAGGCCACGAGACUAACCUGCUAACGAUCAAGGAGAAGUUCCCCUAUGCAUUCGAUGACAUCUGUCUCUAUUCUGAGGUGUCUUACCUGCUUGCCCACUGCAUGUUCCGUCUGUCCGCACGCCGCUUCAUCCAGGAGCUCUUUCAAGACGUGCCAUUCAUUCCGAUGUACGAAGAGGCAGAGGCCAUCCUCUCCAAGCCCCCAAAGAAUGGACCGGCCGACCCUCCCGUUGAGCCCUGAGUCAACCCUACUGCCCUUCCCUUCUGUCUCACAGCCUGUCAAACCCUGAGUCACCACUACUGAUCUUCCAGUCAACCACAACCCCUAAAGCAUGAAUCACACCCCACCCCCGGAACCUUCAGCUAACCCUCAAACCUCAACCUCCACCCCCGGAACCUUCAGUUAACCCUCAAACAUUAACCCCGGGAACCUUCAGUUAACCCUCAAACCUCAACCCCCACCCCCGGAACCUUCAGUUAACCCUCAAACCUCAACCUCCACCCCCGGAACCUUCAGUUAACCCUCAAACAUCAACCCCGGGAACCUUCAGUUAACCCUCAAACCUCAACCUCCACCCCCCUGAACCUUCAGUUAACCCUCAAACCUCAACCCCCCUGAACCUUGGACUUUGUAGCCCUCAAACUUCAGUCAACCCCCACCCCUGACGUGUGAGACAACCCUAACCCCUUAACCACAAACCCUUGAGUCACUACCAACCACAGCUCUGUAGGGCCUGAGUCACCUUUCGCCCCCACAUCCUCCCUUACCUCUCCAUACCAGAGUGCACUCACUGUAUGUCCUCCUGGGAUUUAAACAAAGAUGAAAAUAUGGAGAAGGAGGGAAGAAAUAUGUUCUUCCUAUUGACUAAGUUUGAGAUAUGAUGGAUGAUAACGCAGGAUGAACAAAUAUUCCGUUUUUUUUAUCUGAUCAAAUGAUGGCAGCCAGCUGUGAGCGUUUUUAACAGAGCUCAUUUUGGGAAAUUCGUCACAAACUGAGCUUGGAUCACAAUCAAAUCCAAAUGACUUAAAACGGUCCUUCAUUCCUGAGGGUUUCCUCAGUUUUUAAAAAAUAUAUGACUGCAUCCCAACCACUGGUGUGAAAUACCACAGCAUGUUGUUUUUAGCUCGCCUUCUCCCAAAGUGGAUCCAUUGACUUUGACUAAAACACUAAGAGUAGGGUUCCUCUGCAUAACACUAAAACCUCUCUGCAUCUGGAGAGAGGACCAUGCCAUUGUGAAAAUCACUGCACCUGAACAAAGAACAGUGAAGGAGAAUAGUGAUGAAAAUACUUUUGGUAUUGCUCUAUUUAAUGACGGCAGAUACAGGUCAGCCAAACGAUCAUCAGUCACUGAUGCAGUUUGGUGGUUGUCUCUCUUAUUUGUUGACGUGCUAAAGAGGAAAUGUUCCUCCUUCCCUUUGCUGGAUUUUGUUUUGUUGUUUUGUUUAGGAUUUUGUUUGUCUGUGUUUUUAAGCAUUUAUAUUAAGAACUGAACAACUACAUGUAGGAGUGAAAUCUACCAAAUCAUUGCCAUUGAACGUCUGUGUGUUUCAGCACAGAGGAGUUAUUAACGGUCAGUUACUCAACUGAUGUUUGAAACUACGGCUGCAUUUAUUUUUGUUUACGACCUAGAAAUUUCAACCCUAAAGUCAAAGUGCAGGGUUGAAACAAGAGAUUUGGUUCUCAUUAAAGUGGAAGAAGACAUGUAUGAUUGCUAACCUUUCUGUCAUAAAUUUCUUUAGAACAUGGUUCAUGAAAACAGUCCCUAUUUGAUGGCCAUGUAGAGUUGCUGCUUCAUUCCACAGUCAUUCAGUAGCCAUUCCCGCCAGUUUCCAUUCAUUCCCGCCAGUUUCCAUUCAUUCCUGUCAGUUGCCAUUCCCGCCAGUUUCCAUUCAUUUCUGUCAGUUUCCAUUCAUUCCCGCCAGUUUCCAUUCAUUUCUGUCAGUUGCCAUUCCACAGUCAGAAGCCAUUCCUGUCAGUUUCCAUUUCUCAGUCCUGUGUUAGUUGCUGUUCCUUAGACAGUGUCCUUGGGAGUCACUGUCUGCUUGUUCUUAAUCUGGUAAAACUGGGGAAUAAUGAAACUGGAGUAAACGUUUUGAAGUGGAGCUCAGGUCCAAUAAGAACACUCAUUUAAUUGGAAAACUCAGCCACUUCCGGGUCGAAAUCUAGCUACAUGUUUGUAAAAUGACGGUUUAAAACAGUCAUUGUACUGGGGGUUUUUGCUAUGCAAGAUGCCUGUUAAUUGUGAGUCCAAAUGUACAUGUAUAGGUUAUUAACUGGUUUGAUAUAUUUCAUCUUUUGUUUGAAUUUUGUCUAGCUGUUGACUCAUUGUUUCAUUACUGUUUUAAAGAAGUGGUGGCUACCAUUGUGUGGUCCUUUCCAACAUGAUUCACUUCGACUGAAGAUGGUACUUGCUGCACUGAAUCCUUCAACAACAUGCACAUAUGACUAUUAUGACAAUGGAAGUGUUUAGGCCUACUGUUGAAAAUGGCCUUGGUUAAGUGAUGAAUUGGUUAGCUAAAUGGACUGGUGAAAAGAGGAUUGGGGUGCACUGCAAUUGCACUUAGCAAUCAACAUUUAACUAAGUAUGCAAUUACUACAGAAAAUAUUUUUCUGUAUAAAUGCGUAAUGUUGAAAAGUUUCCACUCAACUAUACCUUCAUAUAACCUUAUUUUGCACGUUUGCAUUCUAAGAGGCCUCAGUUCACCUUUUCAACGAACUGCAAAAUUCUAAAUAGUGGUAAAAUGUUUUUUUUUGUCAAGUCUACAGUACAUUUCAUAGUUAGACACAUUUGAACAUAAUACUGAUGUUUCAGAUAUAUAUUGAAAAAGGUCAAUUAUUUGGGAACAUAAUUGUACUACUUUCUGUUGGGGACCAAAAAGCUAAACUGAAAAGCCAAGAAUUAUUUGUUAUCUAGCAAUUGUUUGAAACAACAGGAAGUAGUAACUUAAAUAUUUAACUUUUGUCUACAUUUGAAUGAUUUGAAGUGGACUUGUGUUGAUAAAGCACUGUAUGGGGAUGUGAAAACAAAGCCUUUAUGUACCUGGACCGUUUAGGAACAGAGAGACAACGAUAAGAGAAGUGUUAUUUAUAUUUUUCCUCAAGUGAAAACAUUUUCAAGAAGAUGUGUAUAAGUCUGUCGUCCCCCCCAAUUUGUGGUUUUCCUUGUACAGAACCAUGUAUGUUUUUGGCAUUUUAUAUAGGCCAUUAGAAUCAGUCUUAUUAAAGGGAUGCAUUGAUAAUAAAAACAUAAUCUACUCACUUA